Molecule: messenger RNA, 527 nt
Organism: Eutrema salsugineum
Lineage: Eukaryota; Viridiplantae; Streptophyta; Magnoliopsida; Brassicales; Brassicaceae
Product: oleosin-B1
Exons: 2
Coding region: 75-392 (105 amino acids)
Biological process (GO): sexual reproduction; lipid storage
Cellular component (GO): extracellular region; monolayer-surrounded lipid storage body; membrane
Source: RefSeq, a predicted model, not a curated record
GACUUCCACAAACUCCUUCAUAAAAUCCCCCUCCUCUUCACACCACCAUACAACAACCAUUAACAUUACCCAAAAUGUUUGAGAUCAUUCAGGCGGGUUUCACCGCCGGGGCUGCAUUGGCUCUCUUGUUAUUCGCCGGUAUAACCCUUGGCGGCUCAGCCGUUGGAUUAGCCGUAAGCACACCGCUAUUUGUCAUAUUCAGUCCGAUUCUUGUGCCAGCAACUAUAGCCACCACUUUGCUAGCUACCGGUUUCACGGCCUCGGGCUCCUUCGGUGCCACGGCUCUCAGCAUUUUCAUGUGGCUUUACAAGCGUUAUACGGGGAAGGAACCGCCAAAGAUUCCGGGAUUGACCCCGCCGGCUCCGGCGUCUAAACCAGCAGGUUCUGGGUGAAAAACGGUGUAGGCCUUUCGUAAUAUGGGAUGAUAUAUGGAGGAACUUGAUGAUACUUAUUUAUUGGGGUUCCUUAAAUAAACCCAAAUUUAUAUAUCCUCUAUUCAAUCAAAUGCUAAUUACGCUCGGUUGAAA